GGCGCCCGCUCCGCAGCAUGGCUGGCCUCGGGCGGCCGGGCCCGGGGCCCCGCGCUGCGCUGCCCGCCUGGAAGCGGGAGAUCUUGGAGCGGAAGCGCGCCAAGCUGGCCGCCUUAGCCGGGGGCGCGGCGCCGGAGACCGGGGCCGAGGCGGGCGUGGCGGAGCCCUCGGGGCCGGCGGCCGAGCGGCUGGUGCUGGCCGAGAGCCUGGGCCCGCUGCGCGAGAACCCAUUCAUGCGUCUGGAGUCGGAGCGGCGGCGCGGGGCGCGGCGCGGCGGGGGUGCGGGGCCCGCGGGGGCGCGGCCCGUGCCGCAGCUGCUCGAACUGUACCGCCGUGUGCCCGGCGUGCGCACCUUCCACGCCGACAACAUCCUCAUCAUCGAGUCGGCUCCCGGCUUCCCGCCCGCCAGCCCAGGUGCGGGCCCCGGCCCAGCCGCCCGCAUCCGCGCCGCCGAGGUGCUGGUGUACGAGGCACCGCCGCCGCCCGGGCGCGUCAGCCGCCUGCUCCAGAAGUUCGACGCCCCGGCCGCGCCGCCUCGCCGGGGGAGCCCAGAGGGCGGCCGCCCCCCGCCCCCGCCCCAGCCGCCUCCGGCGCCGCCCGCUCCCGGCCCAGCCACCCCGCGCGUGGGCGAGCGCGCCGCCUGCUUCGAGCGCCGCGGUCCAGGGCCCAGGGCGCGGCGCGGCGACUUCCUACAGAAGACCGGCAGCAACUCCUUCACCGUCCACCCUCGGGGCCUGCACCACAGCGCUGGCCCUCACCCACCCGGCAAGGGGCCUGCUGCCCCCGAGGCCCGAGCCGGCGCUGCCAACGGCCUCGCAGGCUCCGCACCUGGGCCGGGCGAAUGGAAGCCAAAGGUGGAGUCGGGGGAACCCCCGGUCCACCCGUCCCCCAGCCCUGGGACCCCCAGUGCCACUCCAGCCGCGUCCCUGGCCUUGCCCACGUCCAACCCUGCUAGUGCCACUCCCAGCCAGCGCCAGUGGGUCGCCGCAGCCACCAGCACCAAUGACUCCUUUGAGAUAAGGCCAGCCUGCAAGCCAGACAUGGAUAGGAUCCCUGCUGGGGACCUCCAGGCCCGGGCCCUGGCCAGCCUCCGCAUGAACUCUCGAAACUCCUUUGUGUUCAUCCCUAAGCGCAAGGCCUCUGCGCAAACCUCUCUUGAAGGGAGGCAGGCCCGGGGGCUGCCAGAGAGAGAGGUUGACUGGGCCUCCCAAAGCCUGGAGCUUGAAGCCCAGCUGGUGCCUGAAAGGUAUAAUGUGCCUGCGGGAGGGAGGAGCCCCUUGGGGGUCGAGGAGGGGGCCUGCCCCAGGCCAGCUACUGCCCUCAUAGACCAGGCUGUUAGGCAGCAGAGGCUGUCCUCACCAUCCCUGGGUCUGUCAGCUGCUGCCGAAGCUAAGCCUGCCCAGGGCCUUGGGGUUCCCAGCUUGGCCAAGAACAGCAGGGAGCCUGGGAGGCCAGGGUUGCCUGUUACCUUCAUUGAUGAGGUGGACUCGGACGACGAGGUCCCCCAAGAAGCCAAACUGCCCUGCUCGGGAGCUGGUGGGCCUCCUUGGUACCACAGGCACUCCACUGGGGCUGGACACCCAUCAGGGCUCCAACCGAGAAGUGGGAACACCUUCACCGUGGUGCCCAAGAGGAAGCCAGGGCCCCUGCAAGCUAAUGGGGAGCCCGGGCCACAGGAAGCUGUGGAGGAGGAGGCAAGCCAUCCGGCAGACUCCCCAGCCACCCCCGGGACUGCCCUGAAGAAGCGCUAUCCCACCGUGCAUGAGAUUGAGGUGAUUGGUGGCUACCUGGCUCUAGAGAAGUCCUGCCUCACCAAGGCUGGCUCCUCGAGAAAGAAGAUGAAGAUCUCCUUCAAUGACAAGCGAUUGCAGACCACGUUUGAGUACCCUCCUGAGAACUCCCUGGUGCAGGAGGAGGAGUCUGAGGCCCAGGAGGAGGCGGAGGAGGAGGAGGAGGAAGAGGAAGAGGAAGAAGAGUUGUCCAGCUCAGAUGGGGCGGCAGUGGAAAAGCCCUUUGCGCUCUUCCUGCCCCGGGCCACUUUUGUGAACAGUGUGGGGCCUGAGAGCCCUCGCCUGCCGGACGGCAGCUCAGGCCUGUCCAGCUACACUCCAAAGCAUUCCGUGGCCUUUAAUAAAUGGCAGGAGCAGACACUGGAGCAGGCUCCACGUGAGGUAGAGCCCACACCAAAGGAGGUCAUGCUCACCCCGGCCAGUCACAAUGAUCUCUCAGACUUCCGUAGUGAGCCAGCUCUCUACUUCUGACCCCGGCCCUGCCAGGAUGGCCAAGGCUGAGCCCUGGGAACCGGGCAGUGCCCAGGAGCCCUGCCCUUGUGCUGCAACCCCCUUCUGCCCUGCCAGGCUCUGCCCUGCCAUAUCCCACCCUCCUUUCCUGGGGCCUCACAACUGUGCUAGUGCUCGGCCUGAGCCUAGGGCACGGGGGCACUCCUGAUGCUCUUGGGGGUGGCCCUGAUUUGGGGGCACUGCCUGUGGAGGGUGGACAGGGUCCUGCUGGACACCACGCCCAGUAGUGUCCGGUAUCUGUGAGGGGCUAGCUUGGCUGCCUGUCCUCUGGGAACUCCAGUCCUUCCAGCCCACACCCCCAACAGCCGACCUCAGCCCACCCCCUUUGUGAUGAAUGGCAAGUCUUUUUUUGCCUUUGAUGAUGGACUCAAUAAAUAGCACUGGACAAGG
Canis lupus familiaris (dog) is the source of this 2690-nucleotide messenger RNA. It is a transcript of the gene TPRN, whose product is annotated as taperin. The record is from RefSeq and is a predicted model, not a curated record. The transcript has 4 exons. Gene Ontology annotation, cellular component: stereocilium base. Gene Ontology annotation, biological process: auditory receptor cell stereocilium organization; stereocilium maintenance; sensory perception of sound. Gene Ontology annotation, molecular function: phosphatase binding. Lineage: Eukaryota; Metazoa; Chordata; Mammalia; Carnivora; Canidae. The coding region runs from base 18 to 2261 and encodes 747 amino acids.